CUUGUCUUCUUUUCUUCCUUUGAAAAAGAAAUAUACCCACUUGCUUCUUUCUUUUGCUAUUCUCUUUUCAUAGUGCACUCCAAUGGAACCCAAUGUCAUAAACGAGCCGUCACCUGAACCUAUAUCAAAUGGAGAAGAAAUUGACGACAAUCAACAAAAUAUCUCGAAACAAUUUAUUCCAGACCUUCGAAGUUUGGGUCGAAAUCAGCAAGGUUUCGCAACUGAGAUCGGGUCUAGCGAUGCUGACGAGAUUAAGCAAGUCAUUCUGAAUGCAGCUUCUUCAGGUGGAGCAGCUUCACUCCAACGACAACUACAGCAACAACAACAACAACAACAACAACAACAGCAACAGCGACAACAGCAACAAAAUGCCUCAUUGUCUAGGUCAACUACAGUUUCGUCGUCUCUUUCAGGAAGACAGAAAACGCUAACAAGACGUUUAGUAAAACAACAACCCGUUAUCAACACAAUUGCUGGCUAUCGUGUCAGCCAUGCUUUGCCAGACGACUCAAGAAUUGGAUGGACAUCCUUUUCAGACAAACCCAAUCCUGGUGGUUCAUUAAACAUUAUGGCAUUAGAAAAGAAGCCUCACGAGAAAGCAGAUGAUACGGACUGGAAUGUAAAAGAAACAUUCGUAAACGACUUCUGCGUUAUUUUCUUUGUGGGAUUCGGGUUUUACAUCAUUGGCAAAAUUGGCGCCUAUUUGCCCGGUGGCGGCAUAGGAUCCUUCAUUUUCGGACUAUUUUGCGUAGCAACCUACUAUAAAAUUAAUUAUAAACGGUUCACCCUACAAACAUCGGAUGAUAUCAAAAGAGAAUUGGCAGCCAUUGCAAUUCAAAACUCGGACUUUGAAGACGUUGAAUGGUUGAAUAAUUUGGUAACAAGAUUCUGGCUCAUACUUGAACCUGUCAUCAGUGCCUAUGUUAUUGAGAACAUUGAUACCUACUUGGUUGACUAUCUACCUGGGUUUUUGGACUCAGUGAGAUUAACAACGUUCACAUUGGGAACAAAGCCUUUCCGAAUUGAAAGCGUAAAGACAUUGACAGAUGAGGAGCCUAACACAGUGUGCAUGGAUUGGGUGGUCUCUUUUGUACCCAAUGAUACAAAUGGCCUAACCAAAGAACAAUUGGCUAAAAAAGUCAAUCCGAAGGUAGUAUUGAAUAUUCGCCUGGGCAAAGGAUUUGUAGGCACUGCCUUAUCUGUGCUUGUGGAAGACAUGAGUUUCAAGGGCCGUAUGAGGAUUAAAUUACAAAUGAUGAGUAAAAUGCCUCACGUUAAAAUUGUGGAAGCCUGCUUCAUGGAAAAGCCAACAUUUGAUUAUGUCCUGAAGCCGUUGGGUGGAGAGACAUUCGGCUUUGAUGUGAAUAAUAUUCCAGGCCUUCAAAGCUUUGUACGUGACCAAGCACAUGCUAUUCUUGGCCCAAUGUUAUACUAUCCGAAUGUUUUUUCUUAUGACGUCGAAAAAUUCUUCAGCGGUGAAUUGGAUAUAAGUCAAGCGAACGGUAUUCUAGCUGUCACUGUUCACUCAUGCACCACCAUUGGUGGCACUGACGGCACGCUGAAUCCUUUUAUUCGAUUCUUCUUGGAUAAAGCUCAAGAACUUGAAAAGACCUCUGUUUUAGAAAACACAAAUACACCCCAUUGGAAUGAGACUAAAUUCUUGUUACUGAACAACUUGGAAUCGAUAUUGACAAUGGAGCUAAGGACGACCAAUAACACAAAAAAAGCUGGUAAAAGGUUGGCCAGAGCUCAUUUCGACUUGAAGGAUCUACGUGAUGAAGAAGAUAUGGAAAUGGACAAUAAGGUUUUACCAAUGUUUCGUCAUGGCCGCUUCAUUACCGAUUUGAAUGUUGAUAUGCGAUACUUUCCGGUUUCUAAGCCAAUUCAGAAUCCUGACGGUACAUAUAUCGAAGCUGAACCAUCAAAUUCGGGCGUCCUUCGUAUCACUAUGCAUGAGGCAAAACACUUGGGAUCCAACAAAUGCAACCCAUAUGCAUCUAUCAAAAUAAAUGGCAUCGAUCGCUUUACUACACCUACUUUCAAACGCACGUCUAACCCCAAAUUUGAACGUCCGUUCGAACUGCUCGUCUUAGAUAUAUCAAAUGUCUAUAUCCGCGUUAGCUUGACAGAUCGCAUUGACUUUGCUGAGGAUGAAUCACUAGGCAGCUGGGAUGCUUAUUUAACUGAUAUCAUGCAACAGCAAGAGGAAAGGGAAUAUUGGUGGAAUUUAAGAAAACGAGGACAGGAAAUAAAUGCUCGUAUUCGCUUCAGCGUACAGUGGAAGCCUGUGGUGAUGACUGGUUUGGCAAAGAUGGGUGGCGUUGGCAUUUAUUCUCCGCCUGUAGGCGUUGUUCGCUUCUCCAUUUGGUCAGCUAAAAACCUGGCGAAGAGCAGUAAAUAUGACAUGUAUGUUCGUAUCAAGUCGGGCAAACAAGUACGAGCCAGAACAGAGAUCAUUAACAGUACCGAUUGGCCAGAAUGGGGCGAGUUCCACUAUAUACCUGUGCAUAACUUGUAUGAAGACUUGGUAUUGGAGGUGAUGAGUUGGAAUCCAAGCACCUCAACGCCUGGCGGUGGUUUAUCUUCCUCCAACAAGGAUAAACCGAUGGGUUCGACAGUAUUCCCUAUUAAAGAAUUGGUUCAACAGUGCAAAGACGAAGCAACUGAUACCAUAUAUUACCAAGCUAAAGCUGUUAAAAUUGACAGGGAAGCGCCAUUGAUGGCCGGAGGAGUAAAAAAAGGAACAUUAAUAUACACCGCAGAAUUCUACCCUACAAUGGCUUUACCUGAAAAUGAAAACGAUAAUAUCGCAGAAGAAGUAGCCACUCUGCCACUAAAUGCAGUAACAGAUGCCUCCCAUGCGAUGGAGCAGCAACAGCAACGGGAGAUAGAGAAGAUGUCAUCCCAUUCUAUCACUUCAUCCUUGCCCAAAAUGGAUCUUCAUAAUCUACCUAUCCGUUAUACACCAGACGAUGUCAUUGAUAUCUCAUCCUAUGGAAGCGGCGUUCUUACUGUGAAGAUUCACGAAGUUAAAUCGCCUAUUGUUACAGAAUGCUACUGCCAAAUAAUGGUCGAUUCGCUGACACCUCAACAUAAAACUAGCGUUAUCAAGGGACGGUUACUUACAUUCAACGAAACAACAGAUGCUUUUAUUAAAGAUGCAGGCUUUUCUCGUGUUGCCAUUGCUUUAAAGCCAGCCAAAUCUAGCGAGAAAGAUUAUGAUACCAGUGAUCAACAUACUCUAGGCUAUUGGUACGAAAGUAGUGACCGUAUUAUUCGUACGAUUCAGCGCAAAGCUAGAGCAAAGAAUUAUCAAUUAUGUGAUAUGUUGAGGCAUGCAGAGGAUGAUGAAGGAGACUGGUAUAAUGUCAUUCAACCAACAGGGGCAACAGCAACUACUGCUGCUGGAACUCAAAUUCGUUUAAGUUUCGGUUAUACUCCUCUACCCAAUUAUACCAUUCAUCCUGACGAAAGUGUAGAAAAUCAAGGUAUCCUCACCGUCACCUUAAUACGUGCUGUCGGCUUAAAAGCAGCUGAUAAAUCCGGUACCAGUGAUCCUUAUGUGAAAUUCACCGUCAAUGGAGAGGUAGUUCAUAAAAGCUCCUAUGUAAAAAAGACAUGUAAUCCGAUCUGGAAGGAUGAAACAUUCCAGGUUCCUAUUAUUUCUCGAGUGACAGCUAGCUUUAGAAUUGAGGUCUUUGAUCAUAAUUCUGUACAAAUUGAUGUGCCCUUGGGAUCUGGAGGAAUCACAUUACGAGGGGAUAUGGUGGAGAGCUUCGCGGCUCAUGAGGUCGAUAUACCGUUAGACGGACAAGCAGGAGAUACAGGUGCAGUAAGAGUGAGACUAAAAUGGGAACCUCAACUGUUGAUGCAUCGAAAAGCCAGCACGUUCAUGGGUAUAACGCGUAAAACGACAACAGGCAGUAGCAUUAAUACAGGCACAACAAAGUUAGGUACGGUAGCGUUCAAUUGGAGUCGUCCGGCCACCACCAAAAAGAAUGAGGAAAACAGUGGCAUUGCAUCACCCAGUAAGGACCAUGAAUCAACCAUAACAAGAGCACCUGUGGUGAACGAAUUGGUCAAUAAAGGAACAGUUCGUAUUGAGUUGAUUGAAGCAAGGGGACUGAAGGGUGAUGAAAGCAAAGUAAACCCAGUAGCUACGCUAACGUUAACCAGUGGCACUAGUGCCAAAGCGCAGGGUAUCAAAACCAAAAAAUUGAAAAAAACUUUAAACCCAUUCUGGAACGAACAAUUCAGUCGAGUAUUGCACAACGAUAAAGAGGAUGUUCAAUUGGAUGUUAAACUUACGGACGCUCAUACAUUCGGGUCUUCCAAUGAGAUUGGCAGUUGGUCAAGCUCCCUGUGGGAUCUCAUCAGGCCUCCUGUGGUGACAUCGUUGGAUAAAUGGUUACCUUUGGAACCAGAAGGAAGUGGUGAAGUUCAUAUAAAAAUCCACUUUGAGAUGCAGCCAUGAGGUUGAUCCAAAGACCGCCACCAUUGCUUUUGUUCCAGGGAACAAGACAGGAUAUCUGAAUGGGCAACCAAAAAUUCCUUUUCUCUUAUGAUCUCUUUUUGUAUUUUGUAAAAAAAAAACCACAUCGUGCUUCGUCAUUAUAGAACGUAUAUUUGCUACGUUAGCGAUAUUUACUUUCACAUUAAACUUUCAAUCUAAACAUCUUGUACUACACUUUUUAUACCUUGCAUUUUAGUCUAAUUUGCUAUUAAAUUCUUCACAGCGUUCUUCAAAUAAACGCAAAGCAAAAAGUUAAUCUUACGUUUGAUCGCUUCCCCGCUGGGCAGAAAGACUUGCCAUCAUCAAGUGGUUCCAGCCCCAAGUAUGAG
Molecule: messenger RNA, 4842 nt
Organism: Mycotypha africana
Lineage: Eukaryota; Fungi; Mucoromycota; Mucoromycetes; Mucorales; Mycotyphaceae
Product: C2 domain-containing protein
Exons: 12
Coding region: 83-4474 (1463 amino acids)
Molecular function (GO): lipid binding
Source: RefSeq, a predicted model, not a curated record